AUGAGAUGUGGACUUCAAAGUAAAACCCUCAAGUACUAUGUGGUGGAUCCUUCUAUGCCAGAGACUAUUGAGUUUAAGCCAAGGUAUGUACGUUUGAUUUUCGACUUUAGUUUCACAGGUUUCGUUUUAUUGGAGAUUGACGGUCCUUCUAUGAUGAUGUAG
This is a messenger RNA of Arabis nemorensis, 162 nucleotides long. NCBI's taxonomy places the organism in Eukaryota, Viridiplantae, Streptophyta, Magnoliopsida, Brassicales, Brassicaceae. The record is from the annotation of a GenBank genome assembly.